AUGGCCGGAAAUGUCAUGGUGAUGAACACGGGGCCUGAGAGGCAGACGGGUCGGAAAGCGCAGACGGCCAACAUCAUCGCGGCUAAGACCGUUGCAGAUGUCAUCCGGACUUGUCUCGGACCAAAGGCCAUGUUGAAGAUGAUUCUCGACCCUAUGGGCGGUAUCUUAUUGACCAACGACGGCCAUGCUAUUCUCCGGGAAAUCGACGUCGCACACCCCGCUGCCAAAUCCAUGAUUGAGCUCGCACGGACGCAGGACGAAGAAGUCGGAGACGGAACGACCAGUGUCAUCAUCCUCGCCGGAGAAAUCCUUGCCUACUCCCUUCCCCUCCUCGAACGCAACAUCCACCCCGUUGUCAUCAUCAAGGCGUUCAAAUCCGCGCUGAACGACGCCCUGGACACUAUUGCCAAGGUCUCCAUCCCCGUCGACAUCACUUCGGAAACCGAAAUGCUCGCCCUGAUCAAGACGUCCAUUGGCACCAAAUUCUCGUCGAGAUGGUCGGACCUGAUGUGUUCGCUUGCCCUGCAGGCAGUGCGGACCGUCGCCGAGACGGCCGAGUCGGAGAAUGGGUUGAUUGGGGGCAGUGCGGCGGGCGAGUCGGGCAUGUCGGCGCUGAAUAUCAAGACGGUGGAUAUCAAGCGGUAUGCCCGGGUGGAGAAGGUACCGGGCGGGGAAAUUGAGGAUUGUCGGGUGCUCAGCGGAGUCAUGGUCAACAAGGAUGUGACACACCCGAAGAUGCGGAGACGGAUCGACAACCCCCGGAUCGUCCUGCUCGACUGCCCACUCGAGUACAAGAAGGGAGAGAGUCAGACGAAUAUCGAGAUCCAGAAGGAGGAGGACUGGAAUCGGGUGCUGCAGAUUGAGGAGGAGCAGAUCAAGGCGAUGUGCGACAAGAUUAUGGAGUUCAAGCCGGACUUGGUGUUCACCGAGAAGGGUAUCUCAGAUCUCGCCCAGCACUACCUCCUCAAACAAAACAUCACCACCAUCCGCCGAGUCCGCAAAUCCGACAACAACCGCAUAGCCCGUGCCGUCGGAGCUACCAUCGUCAACCGCGUCGAGGACCUGCGCGAAUCGGACGUCGGGACGGAAUGCGGCAAGUUCCACAUCGACAAGCUCGGCGACGAGUACUUUACCUUCCUCGAGGAAUGCAAGUCCCCUAAGGCAUGCACCAUCCUCCUCCGCGGACCGAGCAAGGAUAUUCUCAACGAAAUCGACCGGAACUUGGCGGAUGCGAUGUCGGUGGCGCGGAAUGUGGUGUUUAAUCCUAUUUUGGCGCCAGGGGGAGGAGCGACCGAGAUGGCGAUCAGUGUAGCGCUGAAUGAGCGGGCAAAGACGUUGCCGGGCGUGGCGGGUGCGCCUUACAAGGCGAUCGCGGAUGCGCUGGAGGUGAUCCCCCGGACGCUUAUCCAAAAUUGCGGAGGGAAUGUCAUCAGGACGUUGACCGAGUUGAGGGCAAAACACGCAGCAGGCGAGAGCAUGUCUGGUGUAGAUGGCGAUACCGGCAAAGUGACCAACAUGAAGGACUAUGGUCUCCUCGAGUCCGCUAGCGUCAAGAUCCAGACUUUGAAGACUGCUAUUGAGUCCGCAACAUUAUUGCUCCGCGUGGAUGACAUUGUCAGUGCUCGGCGGCCGGAGGAAGGUGGAGGUGGGGGCGUGCAGACGAUGGGUGGGGAGAUGGGCGAAGGGGACGUCCCCGAGGGAGCGGAGCAAUAG
Dioszegia hungarica is the source of this 1713-nucleotide messenger RNA. Its product is annotated as chaperonin Cpn60/TCP-1 family. The coding region runs from base 1 to 1713 and encodes 570 amino acids. The transcript is spliced from 8 exons. Gene Ontology annotation, cellular component: chaperonin-containing T-complex. Gene Ontology annotation, molecular function: ATP-dependent protein folding chaperone; ATP hydrolysis activity; ATP binding. Gene Ontology annotation, biological process: protein folding. The record is from RefSeq and is a predicted model, not a curated record. NCBI's taxonomy places the organism in Eukaryota, Fungi, Basidiomycota, Tremellomycetes, Tremellales, Bulleribasidiaceae.